AGAAGAAAAUAACCACCCAAGCAACACUUUCUCUCCCAAUCUUCAGUUCCCCAAAAAGUUCAAUUCAUAAGCAAAUUGUGAAGGAAAAACACUACUUUUUUUUUUGUCAAUUUUACAAUUCAUCAUAGCUAGGCUUGUGAGGAACAAAUACAAAAAUAAUGCCAAGCAAGUUAAAGAAGGCCAUUAGUGCAGUGAAAGAUCAAACCAGCAUUAGCAUAGCCAAAGUUGCAAGCAACAACUCCUCAUCCUCCAACCUUGAAGUUGCCGUCCUCAAAGCCACCACCCACGACGAUGACCCCGUAGACACGCGCUACAUCCGCGAGCUCCUCCACCUCGUCUCAGCCGAUAAGGUUUACGCAGCGGCCUGUGCGCGUGCCAUAGGCAAACGCAUUGGUCGCACGCGAAACUGGAUCGUCACAUUAAAAUCUUUGCUCCUCGUCCUCCGAAUCUUCCAGGACGGAGAUCCUUAUUUCCCGCGAGAAGUCCUUCAUGCCAUGAAACGUGGCGCGAGAAUCCUCAACCUCUCGGGCUUUCGUGACGCCUCCCAUUCAAGUCCGUGGGACUUCACGGCUUUCGUCAGGACGUUCGCGUUAUAUCUUGACGAGCGCCUAGAUUGUUUUCUAACGGGAAAACUGCAACGGAGAUUCACACAAAGUUCAUUAGGGUUUCGUGGACGGAGGCCCGACGAGCCUGUUCGGGAAAUGAAACCGACAAUGUUGUUGGAUAGGAUCGGGCAUUGGCAGCGGUUGUUAGAGAGGGCAAUUGGCACUAGGCCGACGGGGGCUGCCAAGGCUAACCGCCUCGUGCAAAUCGCCCUUUACGCGGUGGUGGAAGAGAGUUUCGAUUUGUACCGAGACAUAACCGACGGGCUAGCCAUUAUAAUUGAUGGCUUUUCGAAGCUCGAGCAUCAAUCGGGGGUGAUCGCUUUCCAGACGUGCUUGAGGGCAGCCCGGCAGUGCGACGAGCUCGCCGAAUUUUACGGAGUCUGCAAAAGCUUGGGAGUCGGGAGAACAUCGGAAUACCCCUGCAUUCAGAGAUUCUCCGGCGAGCUGAUUGAAUCUCUCCAGCAGUAUCUCAAAGAUAACUCAUCAUUUCAAAAGAAUCACACGCCGUCGUUUCUUCUUCCCCCAAAACCGACCAGUUCCCGAGCCAGCCACGGCGGACAAUCCGAACUCUCCGCCGCAACCGACGGGUCGUCGGAAACAGGGUCGGUGGCGACAUCGCUAGAGGAUCUCUUAUGCGCCACACUAACCACCGCCGGGAAGAAUCCGGCGAUUUCAAUUGACCUGGAGGCUUAUUCACAUAGAGACGAAAAAAACUUCAAGCUGAGCGAAUCCGGGUCAACGAAGUCAUUGCCGGCGUCUAAUUCCUUCGCCGAUCUUCUGUCCUUGGACGAUUGGGACGAGGAUGGGGAAACCCGACCCGCUGAAGAAACGGCCCCGGCAACAAACAACGCCGGCACCGACUCUGAGCAGAGUAAUGGAGCCAUGGGUUGGGAACUCGUGCUUUUCGAAACGCCGCCGCAGGAGGCGGCGCCGGCGGGAGGGAAUAAUUUUGAAACCUUGUUUGGUGGUCCGGUUUCAUCGUCGUUGCCACCUCAUCAUCACUACUAUAACCCUUUUCUUCAAGAUGAACUUUUUCCAACCUUUCCAAACGGAACACAAUACCCAUCGCCGGACAUGUUUGCUUUAGUACCGGCGUUCCAAGAAACACCGCCCACAUAUUCUUCACCAUCAUUGUCGACCAAUGCGGCGUCGUUUCCCGGCAUUCAGGACCAGUAUUCACCGGCGCCUACAUUCCGAGCAACGGCGCCCGCAUUUCCAGGAGGAGGUCCGACGACGGGAACGGGGUCAACGCAAAAUGACGAGAAUGACCCUUUCGCGUCAUUGUUGAACGACCCAAUGUUUGGCGGGUCAAAUUCGAGGGGAAGGAACUUGGUGCAAGAGCAACAACUUUGGUUGCAUAAUCAAAAUAAGAUUAUAGCAAAGCAUUUGUCUUAAGAUUAUAACAUAUACGUAGUAUAUAGGCAUGAUUUUUUUAUUAGGCAUAAUUUUUAUUUGUAUGUAUAUGAAAUGUAUGCAUGCACAUUUUUUGUGAUUGUAGUGGUUCAGUAGUAUUUUUGUCAGCUUGUUAUCCUCUUCUCUAGAUUGUAUCAUUAAUACGAGUUGUGAAAAAUAUGA
Cuscuta epithymum is the source of this 2180-nucleotide messenger RNA. The record is from the annotation of a GenBank genome assembly. NCBI's taxonomy places the organism in Eukaryota, Viridiplantae, Streptophyta, Magnoliopsida, Solanales, Convolvulaceae.